Lodderomyces orthopsilosis Co 90-125 is the source of this 2010-nucleotide messenger RNA. It is a transcript of the gene ACS2, whose product is annotated as acetate--CoA ligase. Lineage: Eukaryota; Fungi; Ascomycota; Pichiomycetes; Serinales; Debaryomycetaceae. The coding region runs from base 1 to 2010 and encodes 669 amino acids. The transcript has a single exon. Gene Ontology annotation, molecular function: AMP binding; acetyl-CoA synthetase activity. Gene Ontology annotation, cellular component: cytosol. The record is from RefSeq and is a predicted model, not a curated record.
AUGACUGUUAAAGCUACACACAAUGUUGUACAUGAAGCUAAUGGUGUAGAUUUUAGAGAAACACCAGCACAAUUCUUUGCUAGGCAACCAAACAAGGGUCCAAUUACGGACUUGCAACACUAUAAAGAAUUGUAUCAAAAAUCAAUUGCUAAUCCUGAAGGCUUUUUUGGUCCAUUGGCUAAAGAACUCUUGUCUUGGGAUAAAGAUUUCCACAAAAUCAAGUCUGGUAGUUUGAAAAACGGUGAUGCAGCUUGGUUUUUAGGUGGUGAAUUAAACGCUUCUUUCAAUUGUGUUGAUAGACAUGCAUUUGCCAAUCCUGAUAAACCUGCAUUGAUUUACGAAGCUGACGAUGAAAAGGAUUCGUAUACGGUUACUUAUGGAGAAUUGUUGAGAGAAGUUUCUAAAGUAGCUGGUGUUUUGCAAAGUUGGGGUGUUGGUAAAGGUGACACCGUUGCUAUUUACUUGCCAAUGAAUGCGCAAGCCAUCGUUGCCAUGUUGGCUGUUACCAGACUAGGUGCUGCUCACUCAGUCAUCUUUGCUGGUUUCUCAUCAGGCUCAAUCAAAGACAGAGUUAAUGAUGCUAGUUGUAAGGCAUUGAUUACAUGUGAUGAAGGUAAAAGAGGUGGAAAGAUUGUCAACAUCAAGAAAUUAUGUGAUGAUGCAUUGGUUCAUUGUCCAAGUGUUGAAAAGGUCUUGGUCUACAAAAGAACUGGUAAUGAGGAAAUCAAAUUAAAAGAAGGUAGGGACUUCUACUGGGAUGUAGAAACUGCCAAAUUUCCAGGUUACAUCCCACCUGUUCCAGUCAAUUCAGAAGACCCAUUGUUCUUAUUGUAUACUUCAGGAUCUACAGGUACACCAAAGGGUGUCGUUCACACUACUGCUGGAUACCUAUUAGGAGCUGCAAUGACUACCAAAUACGUGUUUGAUGUGCAAAAGGAUGACAUACUUUUCACAGCUGGUGAUGUAGGUUGGAUCACUGGUCACACUUAUGCCCUUUAUGGGCCAUUGUUACUAGGUGUUCCAUCGGUCAUCUUCGAAGGUACUCCUGCAUACCCAAAUUAUGGUAGAUUUUGGCAAAUUGUUGAAAAACACAAAGCUACACAUUUCUAUGUUGCCCCUACAGCUUUGAGAUUGUUGCGUAAGGCUGGUGAACAAGAAAUUCACAAAUACGAUUUGUCCUCAUUAAGAACAUUGGGUUCAGUUGGGGAACCAAUUUCGCCCGAUAUAUGGGAAUGGUACAAUGAACACGUAGGUAAGAAUGAAUGUCAUAUUUCGGACACUUAUUGGCAAACUGAAUCAGGAUCACAUUUAAUUGCCCCAUUGGCUGGUGUUACUCCAAACAAGCCAGGCUCUGCUUCUUAUCCAUUUUUUGGUAUUAAUGCUGCAUUGAUUGACCCAGUUAGUGGUGUUGAAAUCGAAGGAAAUGAUGUUGAGGGUGUAUUGGUUGUCAAGGACCACUGGCCAUCAAUGGCAAGAACCGUCUACAGAAACCAUACCAAAUACAUGGACACUUAUAUGAACCCAUACCCGGGUUACUAUUUCACAGGUGAUGGUGCAGCAAGAGAUCAUGAUGGUUUCUACUGGGUCAGAGGAAGAGUUGAUGAUGUUGUCAAUGUCAGUGGACAUAGAUUAUCCACAGCUGAAAUCGAAGCUGCAUUGAUUGAAGACGCUAAGGUUGGUGAAGCAGCUGUUGUUGGUAUCAAUGACGACUUAACUGGUCAAGCUGUUAUUGCAUUUGUUGCCUUGAAAGAAGAAACUGAUGACGAGACUGCUCUAAGAAAAGAAUUGAUUUUACAAGUUAGAAAAGUAAUCGGACCAUUUGCCGCACCUAAAGCUGUAAUUAUUGUACAAGAUUUACCAAAGACAAGAUCAGGUAAAAUCAUGAGAAGAAUUUUGAGAAAGAUUAGUUCCAAUGAAGCUGAUCAAUUGGGUGAUAUCACAACUUUAUCAAAUCCACAAUCAGUUGAAGGUAUUAUCAAAUCUUUUGCUUCACAAUUUGGUAAAAAGUAG